Populus euphratica (Euphrates poplar) is the source of this 1613-nucleotide messenger RNA. RefSeq names its product probable BOI-related E3 ubiquitin-protein ligase 2. Gene Ontology annotation, molecular function: ubiquitin-protein transferase activity. Lineage: Eukaryota; Viridiplantae; Streptophyta; Magnoliopsida; Malpighiales; Salicaceae. The record is from RefSeq and is a predicted model, not a curated record. The transcript is spliced from 2 exons. The coding region runs from base 544 to 1362 and encodes 272 amino acids.
CCCUUCUCUUCACUAUAAUAACUGACCUGUUCAGAUUCACACACACACACACACACCUUGGAAUUGAAUUUUCCUAUUCUUUCUUGCCCACCUUUUUUUUCCCCUUUUUUUGUGUUAUAUUUACUCAAAACCAAACAAACACCCCCUCUGAAAUCUCUGACCCGAUAGUUUAGUCACAAAAUCUGCAUGUGUACGUCGUUUCUUUAAAGACCCUUUAAUAAUAAUAUAUGGGUUUAUGCGUAUAAUAGUAGAGGUAGACCUUGUAUAAAAAAAGAAAAAACAGGCAUCCUAGGGCAGUCUCUUUUCCCUUUUUCCAAGUCUUAGCAGUUACUUUUAUCGUAUCUCUUUCUAUUAUUAUCACAAAUCACCUCCUAUAUAUAGAUUCACCCUUCCAUUUAUUUUCCUGUCCCUUGUUGUCACGGAGCAGAGAUCAGGAAGAACUUAAAGUCUUGGCUUUCGAGAAUCCCAAUUCAUUUCAAGAACUCUAUUAUUUGGUCUCGGGGUUUUGAUAGGGAUCAGGAUUGGUUUUGUGGUUAUAGAAGAAUGGCAAUACAAGCACAGUUUCCAUAUUGUGGAGGGUCACAGGAUUUGAUGGAUUAUGGGUGUGGAGGUUUGAAUCAGUACUUCAAUGUUCAGCAACAAAAACAGCAGCAGCAGCAGCAGCAAUGCAACAUGCAUCAGCUACUAAAUUAUCAGCUUCAGAGGAAUCAAAAUCUUUUCUUUGACAAUACUCUUGCUUCUGCUUCGAAAAACAACAACAGUGAUCAUCUUUCAAUGGGUAUCAUGGCCUCCUAUGAUGAGAAGCAAAGACAAGAGAUUGAUCACUAUAUCAGACUGCAGGACGAGAGACUGAGAUUGGUGUUACAAGAGCAAAAAAGGCAGCAGCUUUCGUUAUUGUUAAAGAAAGUAGAAUCAAAGGCCCUGCCGAUAUUGAAACAAAAGGAUGAAGAAAUAGCACAGGCAGCUAAAAGAACGGUGGAGCUUGAAGAUUUCUUGAAGAAAUUAGAGUUCGAGAAUCAAACAUGGCAAAGAAUGGCUCAAGAAAAUGAAGCCAAAGUUAUUUCUCUCAACAACACAAUUGAACAACUGAGAGAAAAUGCAUCAAGUUGUUUUAACAAUGGGGCAGAAGAUGCAGAGUCUUGCUGCGAUGUUAGCAGAGAAGAGGAAUGGUUUCUUGAUGACGCUGAUGAUACGGCAAGAAAGAUGGUGAUGGUAUGCAAAGUAUGUAAUUCUAGGAAUUCGUGUAUUUUGUUCCUUCCUUGUAGGCACCUUUGCUCUUGUAAAGCUUGUGAUGCCUGUCUUGAUGCUUGUCCAGUGUGUCAAACACCAAAGAAGGCUAGUAUUGAGGCUUUAAUGGUUUAGAUUCUCAAGAAAUUUUCCGGGAAAAGUGAAAGUGAGAUAGUAAAAGAACGGGAAAGGGAUCGAGAAUUGAUGACUUGUUGUGCAUUUACUCCUUACUAGGGGGGUAUUGGAUUUUCUUUUUCUUUUUCUGUUCAAUCUCUUUAGUUAUUUUUUCUUUUGCCUCUUUAGGGCCUUGACCCUUAUGUGUUCAUAAUUGUACUUUAAACGAGUAGCAAGAAAUCAAUCAAACAUAUCGGACACGAUUACAGGAC